This is a messenger RNA of Cryptosporidium muris RN66, 972 nucleotides long. RefSeq lists its product as uncharacterized. Bases 1 to 972 code for a protein of 323 amino acids. The record is from RefSeq and is a predicted model, not a curated record. Lineage: Eukaryota; Apicomplexa; Conoidasida; Eucoccidiorida; Cryptosporidiidae. The transcript is spliced from 2 exons.
AUGGUAAGGUUUCUCCAAGCAAUUCUAUAUCUAGUGGUAUACUCUCUGAACUUAGCUCUCAUAUGCUGUUUGGAUGUAAACUCAGAAAACUCUGAUAUAUUUACUCCACUGAGACCUAAAGCAGCUCACCUUUUAAGACCCGACAAAAUUAGGGAAGGGAAGGUUCGAAGUGAAAAGUUAUACAAAUAUAUUCAAAAUUAUUACAAUUCUAUAGCUGCAUAUGUUGUUGCUCUUCACUUGGCAUAUGAUUACUCUUGCAUAUUUAAUUAUAAAUUUGUAAACUUACCAUUUCCUAUAUUAGUAGAUAAAGAAGAUGAUAUAGGAUGGUUACAAUGUAUGGAUAACAACACUAAUAUAGAAUCAGUAGUUCAAUCUGUCUGUUAUGGUACAGUACAACUACCUUAUCCUCUUACAUCAGCAGAUAACAUUUCAAUUAGAAAUAAUGAAGAAUUUGUAACUCAAAUAUGCUUUCCUGUUUUUCCUUCCCAUCCAAAUGUACCUUUUUAUUAUCCCAAAAUCCCAAAUAACCAAGCUCAACUAUUUCCAAGUAAAUUAUUUACUUCAAAGAAUAUUAAACUUAAUAGAGAAAGAACUAAGAAUAAUAAUAUGAAAGAUCAGAUUGUAUACUAUUUAUCCACUGAAUACUUAAAUAGUAACUGUAUGAUCAAUAGGUUUUUGAACAAGCAUUCAUUUACAACUACAAUGUUUUCUGUAUUAGGGAUAAUAGUAUGUACAAUAAAUUCCUCAGAAGAAGAUAGUCCUAAAGUAUUGAGCGAAGUCAUUCGUUCUUAUUGUGCUGGCAUUGGGUUAUUUAAUAUUCACAAGAAUUUCAAAGAUUUUGCCUUUUUUCCUAUAAGUAAAAUGGAACCCUUUUUACAGGUAUUUUGCAUCAAGUCUACUUAUAAAGAACUUUCUAAAAGAAUUAAUACUCCAGAUAAAUCUAUAAGAGAUAUAAUUAGGAAUAUAAAAUAA